Messenger RNA from Suricata suricatta (meerkat), 2231 nucleotides. RefSeq names its product transmembrane protein 119 (gene TMEM119). Gene Ontology annotation, biological process: positive regulation of osteoblast proliferation; positive regulation of bone mineralization; ossification. Gene Ontology annotation, cellular component: plasma membrane. Bases 77 to 916 code for a protein of 279 amino acids. The record is from RefSeq and is a predicted model, not a curated record. NCBI's taxonomy places the organism in Eukaryota, Metazoa, Chordata, Mammalia, Carnivora, Herpestidae. The transcript has 2 exons.
CAGCUGGCACUCCCCGACGCUCCACCUGGCGGGAGCACCCAGGCCUGCGUGCGCGGAGGGACGGGCCUUGGACAACAUGGUUUCCACGCUGACCCCCAGGCUGGCCCUGUCUUUGCUGCUGCUUCUCAGGGCCCUGCCCGCGGUGGCCUACUCUGUACCCCUGCAGGCCGCUUUCCUGGAGGACACAGGGGGCAGUGGGGAGGCCGAGGGCUCAUCGGCCUCCUCCCCAAGCCUCCCGCCCCCCCGCACCCCGGGCCUCAGCCCCACCUCGGCGGGGCCCCAGCCCACGCCCCUGGCGGGCCCCAGGCCCCCCACCAACUUCCUGGACGGGAUCGUGGACUUCUUCCGCCAGUACGUGAUGCUCAUCGCCGUGGUGGGCUCCCUGGUGUUCCUGCUGAUGUUCAUUGUCUGCGCCGCCCUCAUCACCCGCCAGAAGCACAAGGCCUCAGCCUACUACCCCUCAUCUUUCCCCAAGAAGAAGUACGUGGACCAGAGUGACCGGGCCGGGGGCCCCCGGGCCUUCAGCGAGGUCCCCGACCGGGCUCCCGACAGCCGGUCCGAGGAGGCCCUGGAUUCCUCCCAGCAGCUCCAGGCCGACAUCCUCGCUGCCACCCAGAACCUCAAGUCCCCCCCCAGAGCUGCUGCGGGCGGUGGAGACGGAGCCAGGAUGGAGGGCAAAUUGGACGAAGAGGAGAGCAGAGGCCGAGAGGGGGACCGGGAAGCCCAGGGACGUGGGGUCCCGGUGGAGAAACGAGAGGUGCCAGAUGAGCCAUGCCCGAUGGUGGCAGAGGAGGCUCUGGAGGCCGGCCAAGGCCAAGGCGAGUCAGAAGCAGCUCCUUCGUUAGCCCAGGAAGCCAGAGGACCAGCUGGCGCCCCCGAGAGCCCCUGUGCUUGCAGUAUCACCCCCAAGGUCUAACAGGCCUCCGGGGCUGCUGGCCUUGACUGUCGACCCCUAACGGUCACCUCCAUGGAUACGGAAAGGCCCUUGACCCUCUCUGCUCCCUGACACCCCCACCUCAGUCACCCCCUGCUGCAAGUCCCAGUGUGUCCCUGCCCUGCAGUGGGCAGAGAUGCCGGUCUCCGGCCCACCCCGGGAAACUCCCCAAGUUCCAGGAACAUUUGCCCCUGCACCCCCAAAGGGCUAUGCUCCAAACACAGCUCCUCCAGGGAGGGGGAAUGGGAAGGAUCCCUGUUACAUUCAGGGGAACGCAGCCAACGAAAGCAACCAUAUCCUUUGGGAAACGUGGAUCGAGGGUCGCCUGUGAUAGUGCGGACCUCGCCGCUUUUCCAGGGGGUAGGAAAGAAAAGUCAGAAUAACUGGGAGUUUGGGACCAGGGUGAAUGGGACAAGCCCCCAGGGUGGGCGCAGUUAGAGCUACCAGUAGACGUGGGCCUGAUGAAUCAGGAAGCUUUGGGCCCGUGCACACAUUGCGACAGGUCCCCAAAUGAGCAUUUCCAAAGCUGCCUUCCCUGAGGUACUCUGUGGAAAAAGGAUUUGGGGGUCCAGUGAGUUGAGGAAACACUGCCUCUCUGCUCCCUGCACCCCCCUUAGAGCACCCCAGGGCUCUGCAAACACUCCAGUAAAGGCCCCUGUGGAACCGGAUUUCGCUUGGUCUCUCUCAAACUGCUUUUGACCACAGGGUUUUUUUUGUAUUUUUUUGCUUUUUUUUUUUUUUUUUUUUAUAGCUACAGAAUAAAUCUCGCAGAGCACACUCUGGAAAUUAGUGCCCCAAGUGUCCCUGAAGGUGUCCCCCAGCUUGUGGCUGGUCCAGGGUUAGGGGUGUGGGGUCUGGGGGUGCUCAGGUCCACUCGAGUUCUGCCAAGCAUCGCUGCCCGGGGACGAGUUGCUAAUCCUGUUCCCACCAAGGGCAUGGGAUGAAUGAAUUGAACCCUUCUUAUCAAGCCCCCAAAGUAACCCAGAAGCUGGGGGCUGCGUGUGAGGGGACCCCACUCUGGGGGAGACUGAGAAGGUGGGGGAGGGUUUCCAACAGCCAGCCUGGAGCCAGGGGUGCCGGGCCCCCCCUGCACUUCGUUCACAUGCAUGGUCUGGGAGCCUGUGCCCACAGCAUUCUUUAGCUUUCGACAAGGGAGACUGAGUUCCGUCCUGAUUUGGGGAGGCUCUGGGGGUGCUCUUCCUCAGCCCUUCAUCUGGGGCCUCCCCCCAACCUCUGCACAAUUUUUUAGGUGCUGAGAUAUAGCAAACUGGCACAAUAAACCUUUAUUCUGGCCCGA